This is a messenger RNA of Lampris incognitus (smalleye Pacific opah), 2432 nucleotides long. It is a transcript of the gene mppe1, whose product is annotated as metallophosphoesterase 1. Gene Ontology annotation, molecular function: phosphoric diester hydrolase activity. The coding region runs from base 188 to 1402 and encodes 404 amino acids. The record is from RefSeq and is a predicted model, not a curated record. The transcript is spliced from 9 exons. Gene Ontology annotation, cellular component: endoplasmic reticulum-Golgi intermediate compartment. Gene Ontology annotation, biological process: endoplasmic reticulum to Golgi vesicle-mediated transport; GPI anchor biosynthetic process. Lineage: Eukaryota; Metazoa; Chordata; Actinopteri; Lampriformes; Lampridae.
CGUCCCUCUCGCACGAGACCGGGUCAGGGUGUCUUUGGCCGCCUUGUUCGGGGUCGCUGUUGUUGUCGCCGUCGCCGAAGCGAAAGCUGAGCAUCACGCCGGCGCGGAGCCACAGCUGGGGUCUGGAGGAGAAGAUGCCUCAUGAGCCGCUCCAUCAUCGUCAGCGCGCCGGCUCAGGGCACCCCGGAUGCCGCGUGACUCAGAGAUGCCGAGGCGCCGCAGCGCCAGGUGGACCGCGGCGUCGGCGCUGCUAGCCGCCGCCGUAGGCGGCGUUUUCUUCUUCUGCGAGUAUCUCAUCUAUUUCCCGGCCAUCCUCAAGUGCGCGUGGCCGGCGAGCGGCGGGGCGCGCGGCGGCGGCGAGGCCGUCGACGGCCCGCCGGCGGCUUCGGCGGCUCUCCGCGCCAUGGUGCUGUCGGACACGCACCUCCUCGGAGCCGUCGGGGGGCACUGGUUCGACAAACUGAGAAGGGAAUGGCAGAUGGAGAGGGCUUUCCAGACCGCGGUGUGGCUGCUGAGGCCGGAGGUGGUCUUCAUCCUGGGGGACAUCUUCGACGAGGGGAAGUGGAGCUCUCCGACGGACUGGGAGGAGGACGUGCGCCGCUUCCACAAGAUGUUCCGGCAUUCCUCCGACACCGAACUGGUUGUUCUGGUUGGGAAUCACGACAUCGGUUUCCACUACGAGAUGGACUGGUUUAAGCUGCAGCGCUUCGAGAAGGUCUUCAACGCCACCUCCACCCGGAUUGUCUCCAAGAAGGGAGUCAACUUCGUACUGGUCAACAGCGUGGCCCUCCAUGGCGACGGGUGUCCCAUAUGUCAGUCGGUGGAGAAGGAGCUGAUCAAACUCUCCAGAGAUCUCAACUGCUCUCUUCAGAGUCCUCCACCCAGCGGCGGUGCGAAGGAAGGCUGUGCCGGCUCGCAGAGCUACCCCCCCACGCCGCCCAUCAUGCUGCAGCACUAUCCUCUGUACAGGGUGAGCGACGCCAGCUGCACCGGGCAAGACGCCGCGCCGCCCGAAGAGCGCCAUCUGCUGUUCAGAGAGAAGUACGACGUGUUGUCUAAGGAGGCCUCCCAACGGCUACUCCAGUGGUUUAAGCCCCGCCUCAUUCUCAGUGGCCACACCCACAGCGGAUGUGAGGUCCUCCAUGACAGCAAAUACCCGGAGGUCAGCGUGCCGUCGUUCAACUGGAGAAACCGCAACAACCCCAGCUUCAUCCUGGCGUCGUUCUCCAGUAGCAGCUACGCACUGUCCAAGUGCUUCCUGCCGGAGGAGAGCACGGUCAUCUCUGUGUACUGCUCGGCGGGGGCCUGUCUCCUCUUCCUGCUCCUGGCCCACUGUCUGUGGAUGAAGGGCCUGCUGCAGUGUUUAAGUCUUUGUCUAUUAGGGAAGCACAAGUCUCUGUGAACGGCAUUACCCAUCCCACCGAGGACCUAUCCCUUCAACGGACGUUUUGUAAAUACUAGAAUUUCAGGACUCGGAAAUGUGGUGUUCCUCUACCAAAUGGGCCAAAAACGUUUGUUCGUUUCCAACAGGAUUUUAUUGUGGAAAUGUUGUCCUUGUGAUACAUGAAAUUUAUAUUUUAGAUGUUUUUAAGAAGGACUGAAACUUGUUUAUUUGGUGGUGCUGGCAGUGAUGUGGCUGCGACCACAGGCUGCUGAAGUGGGACAAAUAGCUGCUGCAAAUUCUUCCUGGCGUCCGUUUUAUUGUACGUGGGAUGUAUUGAAUUAGGGCAGUUCAGACAGACAGACAGACAGACAGACAGAGAGAGAGAGAGAGAGAGAGAGAGAGAGAGAGAGAGAGAGAGAGAGAGAGAGAGAGAGAGAGAGAGAGAGAGAGAGAGAGCCAGAGCCAGAGCCAGAGCCAGAGCCAGAGCCAGAGCCAGAGCCAGAGCCAGGUACUCGAUUCGCUUUGACGUUCUUCCGUCGAUUCCCCAACCAAUUUCGGGAACGCCGGCCUCUGAUUGGUUAACGUCCGGUAACGACAGCCUGUGAUUGGUUAACUUGUAAUCAGAGCGUUCGUUACACGGAAGUUUGAUCUAAAGUCGGUUGGAAGAAGGCUCCACUUCGGCGGGCAGGGCACUCUGACCCCCCGAUAUAUUUUCUUAGCAGGGGAAAACCUGACGUACCCCGUUUACAUACAAUCAAACAAAUUAAUUAUAUUUAGGAAACACUGUUUGUUCAGGGAGUGGCGGAGGGAUUUAAUGGCCGGAGUGAAAUGUCUUUGUCGGUGGUUUAAGUCUCCUCGACCCGGCGGCCUCAUCCGUCAUCUGACGUAAGCACAUUAGAACCAGCUGUUAAUUAUCGACUCUGUGUGAAUUACAAGUCACUUUUCCUUUUAAACGAAACAUAUCUAACUAUAUUUAUUGCUGACCGUGCCAAAUGUUUGUGAGGGUUUUUUGCCAAGUCGUCGGGAAGUUUCUGGUAAACUGUAUACA